Messenger RNA from Dovyalis caffra, 1134 nucleotides. The record is from the annotation of a GenBank genome assembly. Lineage: Eukaryota; Viridiplantae; Streptophyta; Magnoliopsida; Malpighiales; Salicaceae.
AUGGGUUCUCUCUCUUUUGAUCCCAUCAGUAGACUCCCACAGAAUACUUGCUCCUCUCAGCGUUUUGGCAAGGCCCCAAUGGGUUUUGUACUUGCAGCUGGCAAAUGCUGCAGCAGUAGGGUGGAGAAUGACCAAUAUAAUGAAGUUGGUGAUGAUAGGAGAAAACACAAACGCAAUGCUGCACAUAUAGAAAACACUAAGGAGAGUUUAGUGAGCGGGAAAGAAACAAUUGAAGGUGGGAAGUCGAAGGUUUGUAAUAGAGGUCAUUGGAGACCAGCAGAGGACUCUAAACUUAAGGAACUUGUUGCUCUUCAUGGACCUCAAAACUGGAACCUUAUAGCAGAAAAGUUGCAAGGAAGAUCAGGUAAGAGCUGUAGAUUGAGAUGGUUCAAUCAAUUGGAUCCAAAGAUCAACAGAACAGCUUUUAAUGAAGUGGAAGAAGAAAGGCUAAUGGCAGCUCAUAGAGUUUAUGGUAACAAAUGGGCCUUGAUUGCUAGAUUUUUCCCAGGGAGGACUGAUAAUGCUGUUAAAAAUCACUGGCAUGUUGUAAUGGCUAGGAAAUACAGAGAGCAAUCGAGCAUUUAUAGGAGCAGAAAGCGUACCCAAGCUGGUCAAAAAAGGGUAGAGAGUGUUGUUGAUUCGGUGAGAAGAAAUACAGCCAUGAACUCAGAAGCCAACUCAAACAUUAUCUGCAGUAGCAGCAUCAUCAAACCAUCUUGCCUCCCAUUUGCACCUCCGAUUGGUGGCUCUAAUAGGUCUUGCCAGAUGACUGCAGGACUCUUGUUUUCGAGAAGCAGCAAUUUGCUCUUUCUUCACCAUGGAUCUCUUGCAGAAGAGACACCUUCUGGUUUCUUUUCAGGUCACAAGAAUGAUGAGAUUUUCAGUCACAACAAGCACUGCAAUAUGCUAAGGAGUAGCAACACAUGCACUGUUUCUGUUUUCGAUGCCAUGCAAAAAUCAAUCAGCCAUCCCUUUUUAGGUUUCUCAGACUCCAUGGCAUCACCAGCAACUCAAGCCACAGUCAGUGAACCAUCAUCAUCAUCACUAUCAGUUGCAGAGAACCCUGAAGCUAACCCUUUGGGGAUCACUGCAUCACCACCAUUUAUAGAUUUUCUUGGAGUAGGAGCCUCGUGA